Messenger RNA from Caenorhabditis sp. 36 PRJEB53466, 377 nucleotides. The record is from the annotation of a GenBank genome assembly. Lineage: Eukaryota; Metazoa; Nematoda; Chromadorea; Rhabditida; Rhabditidae.
AUGAUUGUCACCGAGUCGAGUGUUCACAAUCGUGGCGAACAAAAAGUUUUUGUGCAGUUGCUCAUCACUACUGUAUUUUAUGGGGUUCGCCUUUUGCAUUUGCUUUUAAAGUAUUUUUGCAAAAAAUCACUGACUUGCAGAUAAUGUCGAUAAUUGUCGAGGUGAUGACGUUUAUCGAUUGGCAAGGCGACGCGGACCUUCAACUGACUCUCAUCGCGUUUUUGAAUGUAUUCAACUACCUUCCCGAACUGUCCCUUCCGCUAUUAUUGGUGUGCAGUAGUGUGCAAGUACGCAAACGCAUUUCGAUAUUUGUGGCACGCAGUCCGAGUGCGACUAUUGUCACGCCCAAGGCGACCAUAGCCACUGCAAAGUCGUAG